Musa acuminata AAA Group (dessert banana) is the source of this 1540-nucleotide messenger RNA. RefSeq lists its product as uncharacterized. The record is from RefSeq and is a predicted model, not a curated record. The transcript has 9 exons. Gene Ontology annotation, molecular function: GTP binding; GTPase activity. NCBI's taxonomy places the organism in Eukaryota, Viridiplantae, Streptophyta, Magnoliopsida, Zingiberales, Musaceae. The coding region runs from base 78 to 1283 and encodes 401 amino acids.
AUGAGGAUGCAUUCGAGCCUGCAAAGCUCUUGUGGCUUAUCCAACGAGAUUUUCUGCAAGGGUGCUCUGUUCAAGAAAUGGUGGAUGAAGCACUUCGGCCAGUUCCAAAUGAAAGUGGAGAUGAGAAUAUUGAUAAGGUCAACAAUAUUCGCAAAUCCUUGGCGAUAAUGGCCAACGAUAUCUCUGCCUUUGGCUUGCCACAGCCUCAUCUUCAAAGGAUAAGACUUUGUGACAUCAAGGACAGUGAACUGGAUCCAUUGUAUGUGCAAAAAAGGGAGCAGUUUAAACAGCUUGUUGAGUCCAUUAUACGUCCCAAGAUUGUGCAGGGGAAUCCUCUAAAUGGAAAGGAGUUCAUAGCCUUCCUGGAGCAGACUCUUGAUGCCUUGAAUGAAGGUGAAAUUCCAUCUACAGGUUCAAUUGCGGAAGUAUUUAAUAAGGAAAUUCUUGAACGCUGCUUGAAGUUAUACAAUAAAGAGAUAUCCAAUUUGCAGCUGCCUGUACCAGAGGACAAGCUGCUGUUGGCUCAUGAGGUUUCAAAGGCGAAAGCAAACAAUCUGUUUGAUAAACAAUAUUUUGGUUGGCGCAGCGCUAAACAAUCCCUUCUGAAAUUCAAUAAUGAAAUCAAAAAGGUUUAUGACACUCACAUUACAGAAAACAAAUAUCUGUCAAUUAAACUAUGUGAAGCCAGCUGGAGUGAGUGCGAGGAUAGAAUGGAUGGCCUUCUAGCAACAGGACUUCCUUCCAUGAGAAAGUUCAAUGCUAGUUUUGAUCAAUGCAAUGAGCAUUUUGAAAGAGACUGUGUUGGGCCAUCAAAGGAAAAGUAUGCUCUGAAAAUGGUGAAGAUGCUUCAAAAAUGCCGAUCCCAUUUCACCAAGGAAUACUAUCGAAGACUUACAUUUAAUUUGCUGCUUUUCUCCGCCACUAUUCCUGUGGUCGGCCAUGUUGUCAAGUUUGCUUUCCUCAGAUAUUGUGGUUACUUAAUGGUUACAUUCUCACUGUACUUGGAAAUGCAUACAAGAUUAUAUGGGUCAGUGCAGUUGCUGCGUAACAGUCCUUCCUUUCAGAUUGUGGAGAUUGCAUGGGAGAUGAUAGUCGGCAACAACCUUGUCUUGAACAGAUGGACAAUUGCAGUUGCUAUAUUGCAGUGUGUUCCGAUCCUUGGCUGGUUAUUCUACAAAAAGAACAUAGAUGGAUGUCUGUUGCUGCCUUUCAAGGUGGUGCUUGGGUUGCUAAAGGCUGCUCUAGGAAAGAGCAGAUUAAGCAAUAAUCCUAAGACCCAGUAGAAUUAAUGAGCAAUGUGCAACUUCCCCUCCCUAGCUGGAGCAGGUUGCUUCAAAUUUAGGUAUGGUAGAGGUCCAAUGAACUUGGAUUCUAGUCCUCGACGCCCUAAUGGGACAAACAAUAGAUCGAAAUUAUAACUUAUAUUUUUUUAUGAUUUAAUUUGGGUACGAUUAACAUGAUACUUUAUAUCUUGUACAUUCCCUUGAAUUGUCAGAUACAUUCGUUUCUGAUCCAUAGAGAAAGCAGAUGUUAUUAUUAU